AUGUAGUACCAGUGAAAGAUUUGCAAUGUGAAGUAUGUCAUAAAGGUUUUUCAACCCCUAAAACAUUGAGUGUGCAUGUAAAAAAGUUCCAUGAUGAAAUUGAUACGAACAAAACCAAAAAAAAUCAAACAAGAAUAAUUUGCCCCUAUGACAAGUGUGUAGUCGAAUUAUUUACAUUUGUUAAACAAAGACAGCAUUUGUGCGAUGUGCAUGGCUUUGAUGUGAAAUUGGAAAAUAUUAAUUUUUGUGAUAUCUCAGAAUUUGAUUCUAGGAAACGAGAAAUGGAACAACGGACAUCAACAAUGUACAUACUUGAUAGAGCUGCAUCAGAAUUAAGUGAUGGAAAUACAAGGCAAUUUUACUAUUGCCAUCGCUCUUACAGUUAUCGAAAACAAGGUAACAAUGUUAGAGAAAUCAAAUCUAUGGGUAGUAAUAAAAUUGAACGAGCCUGUCCAUCAUUGCUAAAAGUUACUAUUUCCAAAUUUGAUAGAAAAGUGUCCACAUAA
Messenger RNA from Myzus persicae (green peach aphid), 506 nucleotides. RefSeq lists its product as uncharacterized. The record is from RefSeq and is a predicted model, not a curated record. The transcript has 2 exons. NCBI's taxonomy places the organism in Eukaryota, Metazoa, Arthropoda, Insecta, Hemiptera, Aphididae. The annotation marks the transcript as partial.